Panicum hallii is the source of this 1988-nucleotide messenger RNA. RefSeq names its product transcription factor bHLH35-like. Lineage: Eukaryota; Viridiplantae; Streptophyta; Magnoliopsida; Poales; Poaceae. Gene Ontology annotation, cellular component: nucleus. Gene Ontology annotation, molecular function: DNA-binding transcription factor activity; transcription cis-regulatory region binding; protein dimerization activity. Gene Ontology annotation, biological process: regulation of DNA-templated transcription. The record is from RefSeq and is a predicted model, not a curated record. The coding region runs from base 241 to 1104 and encodes 287 amino acids. The transcript is spliced from 4 exons.
AAGCCAGCUCCUGCUGCCUCUCAGGUCAGCAUUUGCUUGUUCUGAGUGCUGCUAGUAGUAGUCGUAGGAGUGGUGCUAAAAUGGCAACAAGCCGGUGAAGUGAAAGCAGUGGCUGGCAGGCCAGAGCUGCCUGAAGGCUUGCUUCUUCCUCAUUGGUGCGCCUGCGCCGCAAACAAACACCAAGAACAGCAGCUGGCUGCGGGGACAGUCAGAGGGCCUCCCUAAUCCCAGUUAAUCCCAAUGGAGGCGGCAGACUUGCUGAGCCUGGGCUUCGACUUCUACUGCCAGUCACCGCCUCGCUUCUUCGACGACCAGCCGCCCUACGACCCGGACUACCUCGCCGUUGCCGACAGCAUCAUGUACGCGGCGACCGAGGCUGAGUCGGUCACCGGCCUGUACCCCUCCUACCGGGAGGCCUCCAGCUCCCCCGACGGCGCCAACUCCUGCUCCGCGCAGGUGGCGCCGCCGGCGUCGCCAGGUCCGGCGGGCGCGGCCACCAAGAACAUGGUCAUGGAGAGGGACCGCCGCAGGAGGCUCAACGAGAAGCUCUACGCGCUCCGCAGCGUCGUCCCCAACAUCACCAAGAUGGACAAGGCGUCCAUCGUCAGGGACGCCAUCGCCUACAUCGAGCAGCUGCAGGAGGAGGAGCGCCGGGUGCUCGCCGAAAUAUCCGCGCUCGAGUCCUCCUCCGGCGUCGCCGCUGCCGCCGAGUUCAAGGCGGAGGAUGCCGACAGCUACCCGUGGCCGAGGAAGAGGACGCGAACGGCGGCCGGGGGCUCCACCCACGCCUCACCGCCACUACAGAUCCUCGAGGUGCAGGUGACGGUGGCGGGGGAGAAGGUGGCGGUGGUGAGCGUGCGGUGCAGCAGGGGCAGGGACGCCGUGGCCAAGGUGUGCCGGGCGCUGGAGCCGCUGCGCCUCAGGGUCGUCACGGCCAGCAUCGCCGCCGCGGGCGACGCCGUCGUCCACACCAUGUUCGUCGAGGUAAGCAAGCCUGCGCUGCGUGCCAUGGUCCUCCGCCCCAGCCGAGCGUCGCCAAUAAUGGCACGGUUGCCACGCCGGCCUGCACCCUCAGAUCGGUGGCAUGUGUCGCUCUCGCUUUAAUUAAUUGCCUCGUGUCCUUUCCUUGAGGGGGGUGACUCCAGCCCGCGUGACAUCACCGAUUCACCGGGGUGAGCCGUCUCGAUCUCAAUCGAGUGAGGUGUGCUCUCUGCUCUGUCGUCGGAGCUCAUGAUUUACUACAUUUGAGUUGCCUACAUAGUGCCUUUUCCGUUAGGCAGAUGUACAGGUUCAGAAUUGGAAAGCUGAUGGUCCUCGUCCCUGACUCCAUUUGGCAAUCUUACGUGUGCGGCCGCUUUUGUGGAUGGCACAUGGCACAUUUCAUUGAGUUGGUCCAAGCUUUUUGUCUUUGAAAAGAAACAUUAAAGUUAAGUUCUCAUUUUUUCCUAUUCAUUUUGUUUUAUCAAACUUCCUAGAAAUGUUAAUUAAUUAAGAGAAAAUACCACUACAAACUACCCCAUCACCCAACGGGUCAAAAUUGGCACCACCACCGAUUUGGCCACCCAUUAGAUCAGGAUCAUCAGUGAUGGGGUGGCACAUCACCGGCGUAUCUAGAAUCGGCUAGAAUGGGCGGUGUUGCCGGUUAACAAAAAUAAUAACAAUGAAAAAACACUACACGCCUGCUCCCACACGCCAGCGGCCACUGGCCCCGCGUACCGCUGCUUGCUGGCCUCGCGCGCCGGCUGCCUAUGGCCCCGCCUGCUCGCCGCCCACGCAUACGCCGCUUGCCGGCCACCACGGCCCCACGCGCACGCCGUCAUGCGCUGCCGGAGAGUGGGAGGGGAGGAGUAGCGGAGGUAGCAAUGGAGGCGGAGGAGGGGAGACGAGAGGAGCGGCGGGGGAGGCAAUGGACGUCUGCCGCCACGCAACCCCACGCUACAGGAUUGAAGAAGGGGAGGAGAGGACCGGCAGGAGAAGGGGAGGGGCGG